AAAAAUCCAUCCAUCGGUGUAAAUGAUUAUUCCCCAAAGCAGGAGUUUGGAAAUAAUUCGAGGAAGAGAGUCAUAGGGGAUCGAGAUCUCCCAACCGUCGGUCUUCUUCUUCCGUCUCUUCGCGUUAACUUGAACUCUCUCUCCAUUAUUCUUUUCAUUUCCGUGCUUCCCAAUGGCUUCGCCGCCGACUCUUCCGAUCUCCAACCCUCAAUCCACCACCACCGGUGACUCCCAACCGCCCAUCGCCACCCCAGCCUUCCGAGCGUUUAUCACGCGCCUCUCCUCAUCCAUCCGCCACGGCUUCUCCCAACGCCGUCCGUGGUCGGAACUCCUCGACCGCUCCUCCUUCUCUCGACCGGAGUCUCUCACCGAAGCCGCGUCGCGCGUACGCAAGAACUUCUCCUACUUUCGCGUCAACUACGUUUCCCUACUCGCUUUCGCGCUGGCCAUCUCUCUCCUCUCUCACCCUUUCUCUCUCCUUGUCCUAUUGGCCUUACUAGCCGCCUGGCUGUUUCUGUACGUCUUCAAAUCAUCGGAUCAGCCUUUGGUGAUCUUUGGCCGUACUUUCUCGGAUCGCGAAACCCUAGGCGUCUUGUUGGUGUUAACGGUAGUUGUGGUGUUCCUCACCUCCGUUGGAUCGCUGCUCAUCUCGGCUCUUUUGGUUGGAUUGGCGAUCGUUUGUGCGCAUGGCGCAUUUCGAGUUCCGGAGGAUCUGUUUUUGGAUGAUCAAGAGCCGGCUAACGCCGGAUUCCUCUCCUUCCUGGGCGGCGCUGCCUCCUCCGCCGCUGCAGCCGCUGCUCCGGCCGUCAUAGCGCGCGUGUGAUGAAGCCAUGGAACUGGUUUUUAUCGAAACUAGGUGAAAGCUACGAGCAGGCUUGUGAUGAACAGCGCGGUCACAGAGACUUAAGAAUGAUGAGCUGCAGAGCUGGGAGGAGAUUAGGCCUUUCGGGAUUAGUUUAGUAAGAAAUAUAAAUGAAAUCUGAAGUUUUAGCAAACAUCUUCGGCUCACUAGGAAAUAAGAAUGCUUUGUAGUCAGCUGACAUUCUAUAAGUUCCUGACAGUGGAUGAUGUUUUAAGAUAUUAGUGUAUGUAUGCCAUUUACCCUUCAUUGACUAUUUAUCUAUGCAUUCAUGUACAGGAAACCAGUGUAUCCGGUAGUUCACUGUCACACAAACUCAGCUCUCACAUUGAAUUACUUGGUCACCAGUCAUCGGUGUACUUGAUCUAGGAUUUCUUGGAAGAUGUAACGGUAACUAAAACUUGGGGUGACAUGCUCAUUCAGAGUUUCUUAAUAGUUAUUUUUAUGUAAUUGAUCAGGUUUGUUUGAUUACAUUGCUAGUCUCUCCACUUUGAU
Ilex paraguariensis (yerba mate) is the source of this 1354-nucleotide messenger RNA. NCBI's taxonomy places the organism in Eukaryota, Viridiplantae, Streptophyta, Magnoliopsida, Aquifoliales, Aquifoliaceae. The record is from the annotation of a GenBank genome assembly.